This is a messenger RNA of Heterostelium album PN500, 1551 nucleotides long. Its product is annotated as phosphatase tensin type domain-containing protein. The record is from RefSeq and is a predicted model, not a curated record. Lineage: Eukaryota; Evosea; Eumycetozoa; Acytosteliales; Acytosteliaceae. Gene Ontology annotation, biological process: cell motility; phosphatidylinositol 3-kinase/protein kinase B signal transduction; regulation of phosphatidylinositol 3-kinase/protein kinase B signal transduction. The transcript is spliced from 4 exons. The coding region runs from base 1 to 1551 and encodes 516 amino acids. Gene Ontology annotation, molecular function: protein tyrosine phosphatase activity; phosphatidylinositol-3,4,5-trisphosphate 3-phosphatase activity. Gene Ontology annotation, cellular component: cell projection; nucleus; plasma membrane.
AUGAAUAACAAUAGCAAUAAUCAUUUUUAUUUUAUAAACAAUAACAAUAAUAAUGAUAAUGUUGGACAAUAUCAUGAAAAUAAUCAUAAUAACAAUGCCUCAAAGAAUAAUGAAAACAACGGUGUCUAUAUAAUUCAUAGUGACGGUUUAAGUUCAUCUGCAGAUGCAUUGAAUAUUCAAAAUAUAUUACAUAGUCAUAGUUAUAGUCAAAAUAAUAUUAAUAAUAAUAAUAAUAAUAAUCAUUUUUAUCAACAACAACAACAACCACAACUACAACAACAACAACAAUUUCAAGAUAUUAAUCAAAAUGUUAAUGUUGGUGGUACUAGUAAUUAUUUUAGAACAUUAGUUUCGGGUAAAAAGAAAAGAUUCAUUCAAGAUGGAUUCAAUCUUGAUCUAUCGUAUAUAACAGAGAGAAUUAUUGCCAUGGGCUAUCCAGCUGAUAGCUCUGUUCACAAGAUGUUUAGAAAUGACAUCAGCCAUGUUUAUAACUUUUUGAAACCUACCAUAAAAAUCAUUGGAAAAUUAGUGAGAUACACUUGCACACAAAGAAAUAAUAAUAUUAACAAUAAUAAUAAUUUAUCAAUAAUCUUAUUAGAUUAUAUCAUUGACAAGUGGCUGUCGGAGCAUCCAGAGAAUGUUGUUGCCAUCCACUGUAAGGCGGGAAAGGGUAGAACUGGAACUGUUAUAUCCUCCUAUCUAGUACAUAUGUUGAAAAAUAAUGUUCCAGAGGUGUUUGCCACCUCUGAUGCUAUUCUGAGUACGACUCUAGGAUUCUUUAAUUCGAUGAGAAGCAAAAGCGGUGAAUGUGUGACCGUUCCAUCGCAGAAGCGGUACGUUGGAUACUAUAUUUCCUACCUCAGAAACGAAAUUUCCUACCAGUCUCUAUUAAAUCCUCCUAUCUAUCGUGUUGCCAACAUCGAACUCCUAUUCCUCCCAUCAUCGAUUCACCUGACCUCCAUUGAGAUUCACAAUAGAUAUAAUCCAAACAUAAAGAGUUUACCAAUUAUUUUACAUAAAAAAAAUAGCACACUCUAUAUGGAUUCAACUCAAUCGAUAUUUAGAAUUGUUGUACAUACUUCAUUUAUAAAAGAACCAUUGCCAACUGACAAUGGAAUUACUACACUUUCAUUUGGUCGUUCGAUUCUCGAUGGUGCCACACAUGGUGCGCUGGACGACAAUCGAUUUUCCAAUGAUUUCCAACUGAAAAUUGCACUAGAAUCAGUGACCCAGCAACACUAUCCAAUUACAGUGGCGAGAUCACGAUCGUUGUCAGAAUCUCCAGCUAUGCAAAACCUCACAGUACCUCUGGAACUCUGUCCACCUCCAAUACCAGACCGAUCUAAAAAACCAUUGCUUUUGUAUCAACACAAUAAUAAUAAUAAUAAUAAUAAUAACCAAACACAACAACACAAUAUUGGUAACAUUCCAUAUUCUCUGUCGGAAAGUGAGAUUUCAAAAAACAGAUAUUCCACAUCGUCUUCUUCAUCUUCCUCGUCCUCAACAAAUACACACUUAUCAUCAUCAUAUGAUAAUGAAUAUAUUUUAUAA